Molecule: messenger RNA, 1638 nt
Organism: Dentiscutata erythropus
Lineage: Eukaryota; Fungi; Glomeromycota; Glomeromycetes; Diversisporales; Gigasporaceae
Source: the annotation of a GenBank genome assembly
AUAGCUUUAGAUUAUGAUGAAAAGAAUAAAGAAAAAAUGGACAUUACGAAACGAAUUUCGAGAUUUGCUAACGUUACUUUAGGAGUUGAUCUUUCUAGAUCAAAUUUUAACCAAGGGGAGAUCAAAGCACUUCAUAAAUUUGUACAAGCUGGAUCUAUUGUUAACAGAAUCUAUCUUCGCCAAAAGUGGAAGAAUAAUGAAUUUCUUUUAGCUCAACUUAGUGAAAAUUCGAAUCAAUACUCACAAGAAAUUCAACUCUUUAACGUUAUGAAAGGUCCAUGGGACAAAACUGACAAUAAUACCGCAUUUAUUCCUGGCGGUUUUCCAAAACCCAAAGGCGCUAAUUUUUAUCCAGAAGAUAUGACCAAGAGUGAAUUUAAUGAUUGGGUAUCAAAACUUUCUGAUGAUGAACAAAAGGCGGCUAAAGGGUUUUAUCAUGUUAUAAGAAGAAAUGAGAACGGUCAGUUGUUUUUGAGACCCUAUUCGGAAGAAUACAAGGAAUUUCUGGUGCCUUUGAGUAAGCUUUUAAAAGAGACGGCAGAUUUGGUCGAUGAUGUGUCUCUCGGAAAAUUUUUAUGGUUAAGAGGAGAUGCAUUUUUGUCGAAUCAAUAUUUUGAAAGUGAGAUUGCUUGGCUAAAUAUUAGCAAGGAUUGUCGACUUGAAGUAACGGUUGGUCCUUAUGAAGUUUAUGAUGAUGAAUUGUUCUCUUAUAAAAGUUCUUUCGAAUUAUUUGUCCACGCACGAGAUUUUGAAUCUUCGGCACUAGUUCAAGGGUUCGCUGCACAAUUACAAGAUAUUGAAGAUAGUCUGCCAGUGCCUGAUGAAUAUAAGAAUAAAGAUCUCAAGCCUCCAACGAUUAUCGUGGUUAAUGAGCUAUAUUCUGCUGGCAUUGGCGCACCAGUUGCUGCUGCUUACAAUUUGCCCAAUAAUGAACAAGUCAAGAAAAUUGGUUCAAAAUUAGUACUUAUCAAAAACGUUCAACGUGCAAAAUACGAAAGUUUAAUAGAAUCGAGUAGAAACUUCAUUAUCUCUGAAGAUCAACGUCAACAUCUCUCUUUCGAUGCAUAUUUUGCAAGACAUUCAAACGGUCCACAUUACAUUGUAGGGUCAAACUUUGUUCCCGUUCGUGAUAGAUUACAAGAAUAUCAUUCUGCUAUUGAAGAAGCUAAAGCUGAUCUCGUAAGUAUAUUCGCUGCAGCAUAUCUUAUGAAUAAAGGUCUCAUAACACAACCACUUUUGGAACAAUUAUAUGUAACUUAUCUCGCUAAAACUGCCAAAUCUCUCGUAUUUGGUCACAAAGAGGCUCAUGCUCUUGGUCGUGUCAUUCAGUUAAACUAUAUCCUUUCUCAAGGUGGAUUCAUAUUUGACGAUUAUGAAAACAAAUUCCGGGUAGAUUUUGAUUCCAUUCAACUAUCCAUCGCAAACCUUACAAAAGAAAUUUUGAUGAUGCAAGGUGAUGGCGAUAAAGGACGUGUUAAAGAGUUUAUAGAUCAAUAUGGGACGAUUGGAGAUAAUGUUAAAAACAUUCUGAAAGGUAUUAAAGAAUCAGAUUUGAAAGUCGAGAUUUGGCCCAUCUACAAUAUUACAUGGCCAUUUGAACAUAAUAACAAUGGGAAAUACGGAAAUUUUGUGCGAUAA